Penaeus chinensis is the source of this 702-nucleotide messenger RNA. RefSeq names its product craniofacial development protein 2-like. The record is from RefSeq and is a predicted model, not a curated record. Lineage: Eukaryota; Metazoa; Arthropoda; Malacostraca; Decapoda; Penaeidae. The transcript has 2 exons. The coding region runs from base 1 to 702 and encodes 233 amino acids.
AUGACAAUGUCCAGCCAAGUGGUGCGGUUGUGUGGAACACCAGUAGAUCUAGAGGUGAUAAUUGUAUACAUGCCAACCAGCAAUCAUACAGAUGUGGAGGUGGAGGAAUUGUAUGACAAAAUAGAAGAAAAAUUAUCUACAUGUAGAGGUAAAGAUUACGUAGUGGUACUUGGAGAUAUGAACGCAACUGUUGGAGAAGAAAAGAUCUUGAACGUGGUCGGAAAUUAUGGACUGGGGACAAGAAAUAUCAGGGGUGAGAUGCUAGUAGACGUCUGUGUGAGAAACAAGCUGUCGAUAACAAACACAUUGUUCAAGAACAACAACAGAAGAAGAUACACUUGGAAAGCUCCAGGAGACAUAAGGAGAUUGCAGCUGGAUUACAUCAUCGUCAGACAAAGGUAUAGGACAAGUGUAAAGAACUCGUGUUCCCACCCAGGUGCAGAUGUUGAUUCAGAUCACAAUCUGGUGAUUAUGAAAGUCGGUCCCAAGCUGAAGAAGGUAGCCAAAGCAAAAUCAAUCUUAAAAUGGGACAGAGAACAACUAAAGACGGAAAAGGCAGAGGAGUACGUGAAUGCAACCAACAACGAACUGGCGAAAAACACCGAAAAUGCAAUCACAGCAAACAAUAGAUGGGGAAGAUUACGGAACGCAAUGAUGAAAGGAGCAGAAACACCAUUGGUAAAGUUAAAACGAAGAGAAUAA